AUGAAAAUCUUACUUUUGCUAAUUCUUUUGAUUCGAAUUGGUGGGCGUGCAAUGCGAAGCACAGACGAUAUUUCGAGGUAUAUCGAAAAACAAGUCGGGGAUGACUUGGAUUUACAAUGUAUGGGCAACUACGACACUUGGGCACGCUGGGCAUCGUUUGGAUGGGGUGAUCCGUGGCCAAACAAAACUGUUUUUGGGGACAACGAACUUGUUGGAUACGAUCUCUCCGCGUUCAUGCAGAGAGUCGAGGUGAAAAGCGAGAAUACAUCUUCAACCUUGAAAAUUCGUGAUCUGAAAGAAACGGAUACGGGGAUGUAUGUUUGUGGAAACUUUUUGACAAAAUUUGUCGAACAAGUGUAUCUCUUUGUUAAAGAUCGAAAAAUCUUCUUGAAGAGGCGUCAUGAUGUUGUAAAUUUGACUUUGAAUGACGCUCUGCGUGAUGCCGACAUUCCAUGCCGCGCUUCUUCAUCAAUCACCGGCAGCAAAAUGAAAUAUCGCUUCGCUGAAUACUUCAAUGUGCUUGUGGCAAUUGGACCGAAAGGAGCUUGUUGUGCGAAGGGAAAUGUGAACUGUUCCUCUCCGCUUCCACUAUCGAAAUUCUAUGACGCAAAAAGAGGUUUCGAUUUUUUUGUGGGCGAAAAAAUUACCACAAAUCAGGAUAACUUUCUGCGGGCUCAAUUUGAUAAUAAACAUUUCCGCUGUCAAUUCGGAAACAUUAGCUCGGACAGGUUUCUUGUGCAGACUCCGGCCACUCAAGUAUACUAUGGAGGUCCUCCACACAAAGUCAACUGCACUGUGCUCGAUGGAAAGACUUUCAUUUUUGACACAGACAUCAAUUAUUUACGACUUGCUUGUCCGAAAUGUGACUUAUUUAAUGAUAAACUGUUCAUCGAUCGUGCCCUUGAUCGCCUCCAGAAUAGAGACAUUUUGGAUAAUGUGUCUAUCCUUUGGAAAAUCUCGAACGAGUAUGAUGACGUGUUUUGUGAUUGGAUUCGACAAGCUGGCGUCUUGACUGACCCAACCGUUUUCCUGCCAUUCACUUUCACCGUGCCCUCAAAACGAGCUCCCAAUCAAGAAACUUUAUUGGCACCAUGGCUGUUGGGUUUAUUCGUUUUGGUUGUUUCCACGGUGAUUGCUUUAAUUUAUUGGAAAUUGUCAAACGAUUGGAAAAAAAAAGAUAAUCGUUUGUUGCUAGAAGAUUCUAAGAUGAGUUCUGAGGAGGCCGGAGUGGUUGAACCGUCAGAGAUUCAAGUCACAGGCGCAUACAAGCCGGGAAGAUGGAUUGGAAGAGGACGGUAUGGUGAUGUCUAUUUGGUCGAAGAUCAUCAACCAGAAGCUGUCAUAAAAUACGUGAACGCAAGGACACCCGAACAGCUCAACGUUUUUCGAAGAGAACUCGAGAACAAUCACAUUUUGGCUUACAUCUUUUCUCCAAACGCCUCAUCUGGCAUGUUGAAAUGUGUUCCAUUGAUGGUAAAUGGGGUCGGAUUGAUGCAAACAGAGGAUAAGCUGUUUCCGUCUACCCAU
Messenger RNA from Mesorhabditis belari, 1527 nucleotides. The record is from the annotation of a GenBank genome assembly. Lineage: Eukaryota; Metazoa; Nematoda; Chromadorea; Rhabditida; Rhabditidae.